Messenger RNA from Leopardus geoffroyi (Geoffroy's cat), 6629 nucleotides. It is a transcript of the gene DHX8, whose product is annotated as DEAH-box helicase 8. Gene Ontology annotation, molecular function: RNA binding; RNA helicase activity; ATP binding. Lineage: Eukaryota; Metazoa; Chordata; Mammalia; Carnivora; Felidae. Gene Ontology annotation, biological process: spliceosomal complex disassembly; mRNA splicing, via spliceosome. The transcript is spliced from 23 exons. The coding region runs from base 2509 to 6165 and encodes 1218 amino acids. The record is from RefSeq and is a predicted model, not a curated record. Gene Ontology annotation, cellular component: catalytic step 2 spliceosome; intracellular anatomical structure.
AGGCGCCCCUCAGUGUCUCUUAAGAGAAGGAGGAUUCCAUGUGCAUCUGUGUUUGGCUGUCAGGUUCCAUUAUCUAUGCUUUUCUUUCUUUUCCUUUGGCUUCAAAAAAAUUCCUUGGUGUUACAGGAAAUAUGUGUAUUGCAUAACAAACUUGCACUCCUGAAACAUACCUAUGUAAAUAAAAUGUAAUAAGUUUUCCUGUUCGUAUUUACUGUUGAGAUGUAUGUUCAAUAACUCCCAAAUAAUUCUAAAAGUUUCUACAGUAUUUUACUGCUCCUACUAUUACCCGUUGUGGUUCUAUAGCCCUUUUCCCCACAGAGAUUUUAAGACAAAACAGACUCUAUGUCCCCUCCCCCCCCCCCAGUUAAAUAUUGGAGAAAAGCAGAAUAUAAAUAUAACAUUUUUAUUUUUAUUUAUUUAUUUUUUAAUGUUUAUUUCUCUUUGAGAGAGAGAAAGACACGGCACGAGUGGGGGAGGGGCAGAGAGCAGGCUCUGAGCCGUCAGCACAGAGCUGGACGGCAGGGCUGGAACUCACAGACCCGUGAGAUCACGACCUGAGCCCAAGUCGGGCACUUAACCGACUGAGCCACCCAGGUGCCCCAUAAAUAUAACAUUUUGAAAAGCCAAGAAGCAUAGAGAAAGGAAGUCAAAUGGAGUAAGUCUCUAAUAUCCUAAUUCCAAGCUGGCAAGUUGAACACGUUGAAGGAUUUUCCUUUCCAUUCAUGGGGAAAAGGAAUCAGUGCAGUACUGAUUCCUUAGGGACCUGGAAGCCUGGAGCUCUUGCAGUCAGCCGGAACUACUGCUCCGUGGUUUGCUCUGCCAUUUCUAAGCCCAUGCUGACAUGUUGGAGGGACACAGUCCAAAGGUGCAGCAGGGGAAUGUAGCCUGAAGCUGAAAGCAAAAGGGUCCGAUUUCCUCCCUUUUACUUGAUCGGAGGGUCAUUCACUUCGGGGUGCCUUCAUUUCCUUAUUCAUCACACAGAGCAGUGUGGUGUGGAAAAAUCCUUAACGGUUAACGUUAACCGACUGAGCACCCAAAAUUAUUUUUAUUUUAGACACAGAGAGAUUGUGAGUGGGGGAGAGGAGCAGAGGGAGAGAGAGAGAAAAUCUUAAGCAGGCUCCAUAUUGAGCAUAAGCCCAACUCGGGGGCUCCAUCCCACGACCCUGGGAUCAUGACCUGAGCCAAAAUCAAGAAUUGAACACUUGGGGCACCUGGAUGGCUCAGUCAGUUAAGCGUCCUACUCUUUAAAAAAAAAUUUUUUUUUAAAUGUUUAUAUUUCAGUGAGACAGAGUAUGAGCAGGGCAGGGGCAGAGAGAGAGAGGGAGACACAGAAUCUGAAGCAGGCUCCAGGAUCUGAGCUGUCAGCACAGAACCCGAUGCGGGGCUCCAACUCACGAACCGCGAGAUCAUGCCCUGAGCUGAAGUCAGACGCUUAACCGGCUGAACCACGCAGGCGCCCCAAAUGUCCCACUCUUGAUUUCAGCUCAGGUCACGAUCUCAUGGUUCAUGGGUUCAAGCCUCACAGUGGGCUCUGUGCUGACAAUGCAGAGCCUGCCUGGGAUUCUCUCUCUCCUUCUGUCUGCCCCUCCCCAACUCACAGGCUCUCUCUCUCUCAAAAAUAAAUAAACUUAAAAAAAAAAAAAAAAAAAGUUGGACACUUAACUGACUGAGCCACCUAGGUUCCCCCCCAGAAGGGGUUUUCACAAGAGAGGAGCCAGGUGGCUCCCUGGGGUCUCAGAUUGAGGGGAUCUGUACUUGACAGAUGAAUUUUGCAGUAGCCAUUGUCUCUCUCAGCUUUGGGAUUAUAGUAACCGCCAUUUGUAGUGUGUUUACUGUGCAUUAGGUUCCUUGCACAAUUGUCUUAUUUCGUUAUCACCUAAGCCCAGUUAGAACAUUAUCCCGGUUUAUAGAUGAGAAAACAGUCUCCACAGAUUAAUUUGCCCAAUGUCAUUUAGCUAGAUAACAGAAGUGUUGUUUCCUCAUCCGUAAAAUGAAUGAAUAACAGAAGUAGACUAUCACCUACAGAAUCGCUCGGGAUAGUUAUGAGCCACGAAGAGGCAAAGCCCUGGUAAUACAGGGAACCUCUGUAAACCGAGUUUUGCCUUUUCCAAACUUGAGUUUGGGUUCCUUUUUCAAAACGCAGGCGCAGGCGCGCGUGAGGCGCGGGGAUCGUGACCUCCCCGGCGCCCCUUGCGCAGGCCACGGUCGCCCUCUGCCGACGGUGGGUGGGAGAGCUCGCAGAGUGAAUGUUUCCGGGCCUGAGAGCCGACCAAGAAGCUGGAUGGCCUGUAGAGGGCGCGGCCGGCGCCCAGAGUAACCCACUUGGCCGUCCCUUCCUUAAGCACUUCCUGUCUGAUCUCUAUGGUUCUCUGUUGCGUCAUGGGAAGUUCCGGUAGUUUUCAAUUUACUGUAAACAACAGGGACGUGCGCCGACCCGGAAGUGAAAACUGGAGCAGGCCCGGAGCAGUUCAGAAGGCCCGGUAAAGCGGGGUGCGGGCAGCUGUAGCCAUGGCCGUGGCCGUGGCCCUGGCGGGGGCUGUGACCGGAACCGAGCUAGGCCCCGCGGAAGAACUCGCCAAACUCGAGUAUCUGUCUUUAGUGUCGAAAGUUUGCACCGAGCUGGACAAUCACUUGGGGAUCAACGACAAGGACCUGGCUGAAUUUGUGAUCAGUCUUGCUGAGAAAAAUACCACCUUUGAUACUUUUAAGGCUUCUCUGGUCAAAAAUGGUGCUGAAUUCACGGAUUCUCUUAUUAGUAACUUGCUACGCCUCAUACAAACCAUGCGGCCUCCAGCAAAGCCUUCUACUAGCAAAGAUCCAGUUGUUAAACCCAAAACUGGAAAGGAAAAGCUGAAGGAACUCUUCCCAGUGCUUUGUCAACCAGACAACCCUUCUGUCCGGACCAUGCUGGAUGAGGAUGAUGUAAAAGUCGCUGUGGAUGUCCUGAAAGAACUGGAGGCCUUAAUGCCCAGUGCAGCGGGCCAGGAGAAGCAAAGAGAUGCGGAGCACCGAGACAAGACAAAGAAGAAGAAGCGUAGCCGGAGCCGUGACCGUGAGCGUGACCGGGAGCGGGAGCGAGACCGUGAUAGAGACCACAAGAGGAGACACCGGUCCCGCUCACGGUCACAUUCCAGGACCCGGGAGAGGAAUAAAGGGAAGUCUAGAUAUCGGUCUAGGAGCAGAAGUCAGAGCCCCCCCAAAGACCGGAAGGACCGGGACAAGUAUGGGGAGAGGAAUCUGGACAGAUGGCGGGAUAAACACGUGGACCGCCCUCCCCCGGAGGAGCCUGCCAUUGGGGACAUUUACAAUGGCAAAGUUACCAGCAUCAUGCAGUUUGGAUGCUUCGUGCAGCUAGAGGGAUUAAGGAAGCGGUGGGAAGGCCUGGUGCACAUCUCUGAGCUCCGGCGAGAAGGCCGUGUGGCCAAUGUGGCUGAUGUGGUGAGCAAAGGCCAGAGGGUCAAAGUCAAAGUGCUCUCCUUCACUGGGACCAAGACCAGUCUGAGCAUGAAGGAUGUGGAUCAAGAGACUGGUGAAGAUCUAAAUCCCAAUCGACGACGAAAUCUUGUUGGGGAGACCAAUGAAGAGACUUCAAUGAGGAAUCCGGACAGACCCACUCACCUCUCCCUCGUCAGCGCCCCUGAAGUAGAGGAUGACUCUCUGGAGCGCAAGCGCCUUACCCGCAUCUCUGAUCCAGAGAAGUGGGAGAUCAAACAGAUGAUCGCUGCCAAUGUCCUUUCCAAAGAAGAGUUUCCGGACUUCGAUGAAGAGACUGGCAUUCUCCCUAAAGUGGAUGAUGAAGAAGAUGAAGAUCUUGAGAUCGAGCUGGUUGAGGAAGAGCCUCCAUUCCUGAGAGGGCACACCAAGCAAAGCAUGGACAUGAGCCCUAUUAAAAUCGUUAAGAACCCGGAUGGUUCCCUCUCCCAAGCAGCAAUGAUGCAGAGUGCCUUAGCCAAAGAAAGGCGGGAACUCAAGCAGGCCCAGCGGGAAGCUGAGAUGGAUUCUAUUCCCAUGGGGCUCAACAAACACUGGGUUGAUCCUCUGCCUGAUGCGGAAGGCAGACAGAUCGCUGCCAAUAUGAGGGGUAUCGGGAUGAUGCCCAAUGACAUUCCCGAGUGGAAGAAGCAUGCUUUUGGGGGCAACAAAGCUUCUUAUGGAAAAAAGACCCAGAUGUCAAUCAUUGAGCAGAGAGAGAGCCUGCCCAUCUACAAACUGAAGGAGCAGCUGGUCCAGGCUGUUCAUGACAAUCAAAUCCUGAUUGUCAUUGGAGAGACAGGAUCUGGGAAGACAACGCAGAUCACCCAAUACCUGGCAGAGGCAGGCUACACUUCCCGGGGCAAGAUUGGAUGUACCCAGCCCCGAAGAGUAGCAGCCAUGUCGGUGGCCAAAAGAGUGUCGGAGGAGUUUGGUUGUUGCUUAGGCCAGGAGGUGGGCUACACCAUUCGGUUUGAGGACUGCACCAGCCCAGAAACAGUCAUCAAGUACAUGACAGAUGGGAUGUUGCUCCGAGAGUGCCUGAUUGAUCCCGACCUCACACAGUAUGCAAUCAUCAUGCUGGAUGAGGCGCACGAGAGAACAAUUCACACUGACGUGCUCUUUGGAUUGUUGAAGAAGACGGUUCAGAAACGGCAGGACAUGAAGCUGAUUGUCACCUCAGCCACAUUGGAUGCAGUGAAGUUUUCUCAGUACUUCUAUGAAGCUCCCAUCUUCACCAUCCCAGGUCGAACAUAUCCAGUGGAAAUACUGUACACAAAGGAACCUGAGACAGAUUAUCUGGAUGCCAGCUUGAUCACUGUCAUGCAGAUCCACUUAACAGAACCACCAGGUGACAUCCUCGUCUUCCUGACUGGUCAGGAGGAGAUCGAUACCGCGUGCGAGAUCCUAUACGAAAGAAUGAAAUCCCUGGGACCGGAUGUCCCAGAGCUGAUCAUCCUGCCCGUGUACUCUGCUCUCCCCAGUGAGAUGCAGACCCGAAUCUUUGACCCGGCCCCACCUGGCAGCAGAAAGGUCGUGAUUGCCACCAACAUCGCAGAGACCUCGCUGACCAUUGACGGCAUCUACUAUGUGGUGGACCCUGGGUUUGUGAAGCAGAAAGUUUACAAUUCCAAGACUGGCAUCGACCAGCUCGUGGUCACUCCAAUCUCUCAGGCUCAGGCAAAGCAGCGAGCUGGCAGAGCCGGGAGAACGGGCCCAGGGAAGUGUUACAGGCUGUACACAGAACGUGCCUACCGAGAUGAAAUGCUGACCACCAAUGUGCCGGAAAUCCAGAGGACCAACCUGGCGAGCACAGUGCUCUCUCUCAAGGCCAUGGGCAUCAAUGACCUGCUGUCCUUUGACUUCAUGGAUGCCCCUCCGAUGGAAACCUUGAUCACAGCCAUGGAGCAACUGUACACACUGGGGGCCUUGGAUGACGAGGGCCUGCUUACUCGCCUGGGCCGCAGGAUGGCAGAAUUCCCUCUGGAGCCAAUGCUGUGCAAAAUGCUGAUCAUGUCUGUGCAUCUGGGCUGCAGUGAGGAAAUGCUGACCAUUGUGUCCAUGCUGUCUGUGCAGAAUGUCUUCUACAGGCCCAAGGAUAAACAAGCCCUUGCAGAUCAAAAGAAAGCCAAAUUCCACCAGACCGAAGGGGACCACCUCACCCUGCUGGCUGUGUACAACUCCUGGAAGAACAACAAGUUCUCCAACCCCUGGUGCUAUGAGAACUUCAUCCAGGCUCGUUCGCUGCGUCGGGCCCAGGAUAUUCGCAAGCAGAUGUUAGGCAUAAUGGACAGACACAAGCUGGAUGUGGUCUCCUGUGGCAAGUCCACAGUCCGAGUGCAAAAGGCCAUCUGCAGUGGAUUCUUCCGGAAUGCUGCCAAGAAAGACCCUCAGGAGGGCUACCGGACACUGAUUGACCAACAGGUGGUCUACAUCCACCCUUCCAGUGCUCUCUUCAAUAGGCAGCCAGAAUGGGUGGUGUAUCACGAGCUGGUACUGACCACGAAGGAGUACAUGCGUGAGGUCACCACUAUCGACCCCAGGUGGCUUGUGGAAUUUGCUCCAGCCUUCUUCAAGGUCUCCGACCCGACCAAGCUAAGCAAGCAGAAGAAGCAGCAGCGUCUUGAACCCUUGUACAACCGCUACGAGGAACCCAACGCUUGGAGAAUAUCCCGGGCCUUCCGACGGCGCUGAGAGGUGACACUUCUCUGUCUGCCUCUCCUGCAGUGGGGGCCCAGGGCUUGGACUCCCUUUUAUUGAUGAAAAGCUGGUCCUGAGGAUGCAGCCGUCCAGUGACUGAAUAUCUUCACUGGGCAUUUUCUAAACUUGAUUCUGAUUUCUUCCCUGGUGGUCAAAAUAGAAACAGGGAUUUACGCCUGGUUUGACCAGAGCCCCCAGCCCCGACCACCUCAAGGCACUGUGGCCAGCUGGGGCUCGCAGCCAGUGCGGGAGUACAUGGCAUCAUCUCCACAAAAUGGGCAACUCGUGGAGCCCUAGGAUGGGAAAACGGAGUUGCGAGCAUCUGACGCCCGAGCUGGGACUCUGGAGGAAGGGGCCGCGGAGCUCACUGACAGUGUUGGCCCCACUUCUGCCCCUGCCCAGCCCCUGUACUUUCGCUUAACCUCUUGGAAAUAUUUAUUUUCUUAAGGAAACAUAAA